UAAAUUUUUGUAUUUUUUUCUUUUUAGCCAUGAUUUUAGUUUGUCUCUUCUCUUCCUCAGUUCCUCUCCUCUCAAAUCUGGCUCGCUCGAUACCUACUUUCUCUCGGAUGUUUCGGCCGUCGGUGAACGGAUUUUAAAAUUUUAUUUUCAUUGUUCACUUGUAUUGUUAAAUUAGUGAGAAAGAUACAUUUCACUGGUCACCAUGUUGCUGGUUAUGCACAAUUUGCCCGGCCAUAUAAAGUAUGGUGAUGUGAAGAUACUAAUCCGCAACAAAUGUUAUAUUGACGACAUUAUAUUGGAUAAAUUGGUGAAAGAUGGGCCUGUAACAAAGAAAGUGACCAUUGGAGUGGCCAAGGAAGAUGAUGCAUUGAGAAUAAUGCACAGAUUGAACGGGACUUAUGUGGAAGGACAACAGAUUUUCAUUGAAGAAGUUAAAAAAGGCAGUUCUGAUUCAUCAUACAAUAGGAACAAUUCAGGUACGGGUUACCCUAACAAUCAAUCGCAAAACCAAAUGACACACUACCAAAUGGACAGUUCUAAUACCCAAUGGAAUACCCAAAACCAGUACCAACAGUACGGUCACAGCAUGCCCGUCCAAACUGGUCUUAAUACCGGAUAUCAAGCUCAAUAUGUUAAUCAGCAAGCGAUGAAUCCCUCAAUUAUGCAAAAUUAUGGAUAUAAUGCUAUGGAAGUGUAUGGUGCUGGUAACAAUGGCAUAGCUCCUCUAAUGCAGAGCAAUUAUAUGGCAUACGGGAAUCAACAGCAGCAGUUAAACUCGUCGCAGGGUCAGUUUGGGUUGAGUGCAUCAGACGCUCCAUCGAGAUCUCAUGACCUUGGCUACAAUGCCCGCAGUCAAAACAGAGGGUAUGAUUCGGAUAACAUCCAAAAAGGCUACGGCUCUCAAUAUUCCGGGAACGAUAGAGGAUUUGGCUCUCAAGAUCAUGAGGUAAACACCCAUUCUCGGCAAGAUUCAAGAGAUUAUGGCUCAAGAAACACCAGCUCAAGGUUUGACAUGGACGCUCAGAGAGCACCGAGAUAUGGGAAUCUGGAUGAUAAAAGGGGAUUCGACUCUGAGGAGUCUUGGGGUAAAAGCAGGGGGUUCUCGCAAGAGAAUGAUACAGCUCGUGGCAGUGGCGACAGGAAACGUCGGCAUAGUCCUGAUCGUGGUGACAGGAAUGAUGGAGAUAGAUUCCAAUCGCAAGAUUUCGGGAAUCAUGGCAGAGGGUAUGAGGGGCAGGAAUCGCGCGGUAAAGGGUUUAGUGGAAAUCGAGGCAGGGGUUUUGGUGGAAAUCAAGGCAGAGGUUUCGAACGGGAUUCGCGAAAUACAGGGUUUGGAGACAGCCACAGGGAUUUCGAAGAUGAAUCACGGGAUAAACGGUUUAAUCAGGGCAGAGGUACCCAACGUGAUUCGCGAACAGGGUUCGAAAGCCAACAAAGGGGUUCCGAAAGAGGUCCACGCGAAAACUUUGGUAACCAGGGCAGUUGCGAAAGUGAUUCGCGUAAGGGCUUUGGAAAUAAUCAAAGUCGAGGUUUCGAAAAUGAUUCGCGGGGCGGAGCUUUUGGUAACCAAGGGAAGUGUUUCGGCCGAGACAGAGGAACGUCUCGCGAAAUAAUUCCACCAAAGACAGCAUCAAAAUACCAGCCUCCUAACAAGCUUAACCAACCAUACUCCUGGUUAGAUUCUAAUAGUCCACUUAAAUGCACUGAUAAACGUUUCGGCAACAAACCGAGCUUUUCCGAUAAACCGAUCGGAAAUUUCGACCGCGAACCGGGCCCACCACUGUCUCAAAGUUCGCCUGUCAAACCUGUCAUUCCAGAGAAACGCCCUAAAUUUGACACCCCUAAACCUGACUUACAAAGCGUUGCGCAUCACGACACGAAGACUGUGAACCAGUCGGUCAGCUGGCGGGGAAUGGGCAUAUCUCUUAUUGUCAAGAAUAUACUGGACCGUUUCAUGCAUGGAAAACAUGCACAUGGCAAAAAAAUAUACCCGCAAGGCGUACGCAAUUUGAAGAAAGCAUUGAACGCUCAAUUUGAUGAGAUAGUCAAACGGAAGUAUCCGAGGAACCCAUACCCUCUUCUUCAAGAUAAGGAAGUAGUGGCACUGUACAGGGCGAACCAUCCAGUAACCGAAGACGCGAAGUUGUUUAUGGAGUACUUUUCAUCCCCUGAUUUCACAGUGAAACCAUCCGCAAAGUUGUCACCGUUGCCAACACCCCAACCGUCCUCGACGAGGCUGCCGCAGAUCUUCAACGUAGCCAAGCCGGGACCAGCUUCGAAGAAACCUACACUGUCAGAUUUGUUACCACCAUCUAUGCGUCAAGCUCCGAACCAACCUCGCCAGCUGAGACAGAAGCCGGCGAAAAAACCGAAGCCAGUCGAUUUGGUAAAGAAGGCUAAACGAGAACAAAAGAUGUUACACAAGACGGAAUUCCUAGACCAGAGUUUAUAUCAAUGCAAAACGCCAGACAUGGAGAAAGCUCUCAAUCAAGUGUUGGAUGAAAUCACUAAUGUGUACACAAGCGCGGUUGAAGAAUUUGCAACGAAAGAUAAAGAAGAGAAGGACAUUGGUGAAGCGAUUAUUGACAAAACUUCUGCAGAGUUCAGAUCGACGGUCCGUCUACACACUAUAAAACGGAUUCUCAACGAAACAUCAACACUGAUGGUUCGUAUAUUCAUCAAUGGAGGCCGAGCCCCGAAGACAGAGGUCGAAAGGGUGCUUACACCUUACGGGAUCAAGAACCUCAAAGCUAGCAAGAUGUCUAAGACUCCCAUGUUGAUGGGCUCCGUCGAUUCUUACGAAGAUUUCGACACGUUAUGUUCGCAUACCGGCAUUGCGUGCAACGGACGAGAUGGUACAAGCUUCAUAACCGCAAAGCCUCUACAUCUGACGAUACCAAUGAAGUUCCGCCGACUGUUGCGGCAAAAGAAACUAGCCGACGAGGAUGAUGAGAUAAACUUCGAUGAUGAUGUCAAUGAUGACCCGGAACCCGAUGACGACUGCGAUGAUGACGUCAUCGAAGUCAUCAAAGAAGCAGUUGUGAUCGAACUGAGCGGUGAUGAAAAUACGUUAAACGUCCCUGAUCAAGUGAAAAAUGAGGGUGUUAAAAGUGAAAGUAAUAAAGUGGUUGAAACAAAAGCUGAAGCGAAAGUGGAUUUGUCCCUCAAAGAUAAUGAUUUUAGUGCUGAUGUCAGUGUUGAUGAUAAAAUUAGUGCGGCUAUUGCUAAGGAAAUGGGUGAUGCCAUGGUGGAAAUCGAUGAGGAGGAGAUAAUGGAAGAUGAUCUGGAGGAUUAUUGAUAGUUACACUAUUUCCGAAAAUUUCCAGAGAUUCACCGCAAAAUCCGCCUACCCCCCUGGAUAAGGUUCUAGAUACGCCCACAGGGCGAUUAAACAAGAUGAAAUUUUUUGUUAUAGUUUUAUUUGGAUAGCUCUAUUUCGUUAUGAAUGACAGAUAUUUCAAAAACUAGCCGUGUAAGCGUGACCUAAUUUUUUAAAAACGAAUGAGUCGAAACGCUGUUUCGACGCAACGCAGCGCGAAGGAGCAGUGAGGCCGAACUCUUAGUCUGAAGUAUCACAAUAAACAUAAUUUCUAUUUGAAGUGUAAAAAUAAAUAUAGUUUUAGAAGUUUUAGAUAGCUUUAGAAUUGUCAAGCUAUUUUGUAAUGUUCAUAGGUAUGCGAUCCUUCAGAUUGGUGCAGUGUAAAAGUAUUUUUUUUCAAUUUUAAAUGUGAAGAAUCCUGGUAAAGUUGUAUUUAAAUAUGUAUACAAUAACCCUGUUAUUCAUAAAAAAAGUUAAAACAUACUUUAAGCUAUGUUUUGUCUCUUUCUGUCAAUGGUAAAUAGCUAUUAUUAAGUGUGAAAGUGCCAAAACAUAGAUAUUAAACUUUUUGUAUGAAUAGCGGGGAAAGUAAAUUGUGUGGAUAUAAGGAUGAGUGGUUUUGUUAAAAAACAAAAUAAACAAUGUACUAAAACUGAAA
This is a messenger RNA of Plodia interpunctella (Indianmeal moth), 3977 nucleotides long. RefSeq lists its product as uncharacterized. The coding region runs from base 203 to 3298 and encodes 1031 amino acids. The record is from RefSeq and is a predicted model, not a curated record. Lineage: Eukaryota; Metazoa; Arthropoda; Insecta; Lepidoptera; Pyralidae. The transcript is spliced from 12 exons.